This is a messenger RNA of Marasmius oreades (fairy-ring Marasmius), 609 nucleotides long. RefSeq lists its product as uncharacterized. NCBI's taxonomy places the organism in Eukaryota, Fungi, Basidiomycota, Agaricomycetes, Agaricales, Marasmiaceae. The transcript has a single exon. Gene Ontology annotation, molecular function: hydrolase activity, acting on carbon-nitrogen (but not peptide) bonds. The record is from RefSeq and is a predicted model, not a curated record. Bases 1 to 609 code for a protein of 202 amino acids.
AUGGGACACGGAAGACCUAUCUGCUUUAAUGAUUAUUUUCGCGCCAAUACUUGCCUGGGAGGCGACUAUCAAUCCAACGGUGGUGUCGGCAUUCCUGGCGAGAUGAAGCUUGGUUUACAAGCCGAGCGUGGGUUGCGGAAUCAGAAAAUCAUCGACAAGGGUUUGAUCGUCAGAACGGUGUAUAGGACGGGUGGAACAAUUGGAACUAUUCACGGUGCGCGGGCUAUAGGAAUGGAAGAGAAAAGCAUCGAGGUUGGAAUGUUGGCGGAUCUGGUUGUUUUCAAUGCCGAUAGCCCCUCGAAGGUCUGUGCUGCGCAGAACAAUCCUGUUGAUACAGUCGUGCUGUUCUCCACUCCUGCAGAUGUAUCUGCAGUCGUUAUAGACGGGCAAGUGAGGAAGUUGGAUGGGAAAUUAAAGAACGUCAAGGUUACUCACGACCUGAGGGAGUUAUCCAGACGAGAUGUAUUGGAGUGGAAGGAAAUUGCGAAACACCUGUCGAAGAGAAGAGAAAUUUACCGCGAAAAGAUUGACAAAGUAGACUUUGAGGAGGCGAAAAGAGACUGGAUUACUCUAAGACUCGGAACAUUGACGAGUCGAAAUGGCGGAUAA